Messenger RNA from Rotaria sp. Silwood1, 498 nucleotides. The record is from the annotation of a GenBank genome assembly. Lineage: Eukaryota; Metazoa; Rotifera; Eurotatoria; Philodinida; Philodinidae.
AUGUCAAUGGAAAUGAGCAAUUUAAAUCGAAUCAAUAUUCAAAAGAACGAUGGGGAGCGUAUUACCUUCCGUUUUCAAGACAACAGUAGCGUUGCCGAUAUCGAUGUUGCUCUUCGAAAUACAUUAUCCAUUUCAAAUAAUCAAAAAUAUUCCAUAAGUUACAAGGAUAAAGAUACUGGUCAAGACAUUUACAUUGCGGCUAAUGGAAGCAUGCUACGUGAAUGUCUUACAGAAAAUAUUAAUCAAUUGAAUGUAUUUGUUGCUCCAUCAACUUCUGCUCCAUUACCAUCAUCAUCAUCAUCCCAUAGCAAAAGUGAUGAAGGCACCGAGCUAGUACAACGAUGGCCUGAAUUGAUGAAAAUUAUUGAUCGUCGAAUUCAUCGUUGGACAAGUCGUUCAGAUAACACAGUGGAUAAAAAUAUUAAUAACAGCUAUGAAUGCUUGCUGGAGACAAAUCAUCUUCAUACUACUUCUCGACCUGGCGAAUCUAUUUAUUAG